Messenger RNA from Ustilago hordei, 612 nucleotides. RefSeq lists its product as uncharacterized. Gene Ontology annotation, cellular component: endoplasmic reticulum membrane. Gene Ontology annotation, biological process: endoplasmic reticulum to Golgi vesicle-mediated transport. The transcript is spliced from 2 exons. The coding region runs from base 1 to 612 and encodes 203 amino acids. Lineage: Eukaryota; Fungi; Basidiomycota; Ustilaginomycetes; Ustilaginales; Ustilaginaceae. The record is from RefSeq and is a predicted model, not a curated record.
AUGGGGUUACGCACAGGGCUCAUCAUCGGGUCAACGUCCUUCCUGUUAGGAACCUUGGCCAUGCACUGGACCGCAGAUCACUUGAUACUCUGGCAGUCACCCGUCACGUUCGACUCGGUCGUUACAGCAUACACUUAUUAUAGGGAUACCAUGAUCGAUAUGCCUUCUCUAUCCCGCAAGUUGCUUCAUGCUAUCGGGACAUUUGCUGCGCUACUGCUCAUUUCGAAAGCGCUCGGCGGUCGAGAGAGCAACUGGCUCUUUGACGGCGCUUCCCUCUUCCUCUUUGGCGCUUCAGGCCUUGUCUACUACCACAAGAUUGAACCAAGCCUUGCUACUUUACCACCAAACGCUCCCUCGCCAGGUGAAGGCCUCGUUGAUGGUAGAGAUGCUGUCUUUGCUCCUCUUGGCGAGAUCGCUACUUCACAUACCGUUCUCGCCGUCGCUCUGGUUGGCGUCAUCCUUCUCCAAAGCGGACAGUACUACAGCGAGCGUCUGGAAGAGCGCGAGCGCAUCGAAGGUGACGAGGCCCGCAUCCGAAGGCGUCAACGGAGGCGCGAGCAGCAAGAGAAACGCAAGGAGCGGCUACAGCCAGCCACCUCAGCUUCAUCCUAA